UUCACAGAAUUGGUAGUAGCAAAAUUCAAUUUCCAUAACUCAACAAAAAUGGCUGCACCACCAACCAACCUUCAUUUUGUUAUGUUCCCUCUAAUGGCUCAAGGUCAUUUGGUACCCAUGGUAGAUAUUGCUAGAAUACUAGCCCAACGUGGUGCAACAGUCACCAUAAUCACCACACCUCAUGAUGCUAACCAGGUUAGACCCGUUAUCUCCCGAGCCAUCGAAGCCAAGCUCAAUAUUCAACUACUCGAACUCCAACUUCGGGUAGCCGAAGUUGGUUUGCCCGAAGGGUGCGAAAACUUCGACGAACUUCCUUCAUUUGAGUACCGAAAAGAACUCGCGGCUGCCAUGGAUAUGUUGGAACAACCGGCUGAAGAUUUGCUUCGGACACUUUGCCAGCCUCCGGAUUGCAUCAUCUCGGACUUUUUGUUCCCAUGGACUACGGAUGUGGCUCUACGGCUUAACAUUCCGCGGCUCGUGUUUAAUGGGCCGGGAUGUUUCUAUCUCUUGUGUAUUCAUGUUGCCUUCAGUUCCAACAUUCUCGGAGAGAUUGAAUCGGACACGGACCGCGUUGUCUUGCCCGGUUUUCCUGACCGGGUUGAAGUUACUAAGCCUCAGAUCACCGGUGCCUCUAAAGCAAUCUCGGAAGAUGACAUAGAGUCGUGGGUCCGUUUUGCCGAAGCUGAGAAGGCUGCAUAUGGGAUUGUGGUUCAUACUUUUGAGGAACUGGAGCCCGAGUAUGUUAAGGAAUAUGCAAAGGUGAAAAACAAGAAAAUAUGGUGCAUAGGCCCGGUUUCCCUAUGCAACAAAGAAGGCCAGGACAUAGCUGAGAGAGGUAACAAGGCAGCCAUAAAUGAACACGACUGCCUAAAAUGGCUCGACGAAAGGGAACCAGGGUCCGUAUUGUACGUCUGUUUAGGAAGCCUUGCACGAGUUUCAACUGCACAAGCAAUCGAGCUUGGGCUAGGACUCGAGUCCCUAAACCGACCUUUCAUAUGGUGCGUACGCAACAAAACAAAAGAACUCGAAACAUGGUUUUUAGAACAAGGUUUUGAGGAUAGGGUCAGAAACCGUGGGUUGAUCAUCCACGGCUGGGCUCCACAAGUGUUAAUAUUGUCACACCGAGCCAUCGGUGGUUUCUUAACGCAUUGUGGAUGGAACUCGACACUAGAAGCGAUAUGCACAGGAGUUCCAGUAGUCACGUGGCCUUUUUUCGCAGACCAGUUUCUAAAUGAAGUUUUGAUAGUUGAAAUAUUGAAGAUUGGAGUUAGGAUUGGUGUUGAGGUUGUGGUUGCUUUCGGAGAAGAAGAUAAGGUUGGAGUGUUGGUGAAGAAGGAAGAUGUGAAGAGGGCUGUAGAAUGUUUGAUGGAAGAAAAUGAAGAUAUAGAACAAAGAAGAAGGGUGAAAGAGCUUGCAAAAAUGGCGAAGAUAGCAAUAGAGGAAGGUGGAUCUUCUUAUGAAAAUGUAUCAUCUUUGAUUCGAGAUGUUACUGAAACAGUUAGGAUAGAACGUAACAAGCCAUUGAUAGAUCAAUAAUCAUUUUGUUGUCAUUAGUUUGGGUGUUCUAUACCAAUGAAUACUAUAUUAACUAUAUAUUAUUUAUUUAUGAAAUGAAUAUCAUUUUUACAUUA
This is a messenger RNA of Helianthus annuus (common sunflower), 1631 nucleotides long. RefSeq names its product UDP-glycosyltransferase 73E1. Gene Ontology annotation, molecular function: UDP-glycosyltransferase activity. The record is from RefSeq and is a predicted model, not a curated record. The transcript is spliced from 2 exons. Bases 49 to 1536 code for a protein of 495 amino acids. Lineage: Eukaryota; Viridiplantae; Streptophyta; Magnoliopsida; Asterales; Asteraceae.